AAUAUGUGGCAAUGGUUUUUUUCCCCGUGGAGCGCCUGAUUUUUUCUCUUCUUCCCUCUUACUGGCUUCCUCAAAAAACCAUCUCUUCUUCAGUUUGAGCAACGAUUGUAUAUCUGCCAAUUGUACAACACUUGUUGUACGUAACCGAACAUUCGAAACUAGAAUCAAAGGCUAAAGAAAAGCCCCCUUUUCAUCAAUCAUCACCCAAAUACACAAUAAAUUGUAGUUUUGGUGAAUGGCACAGUUCAUAACACAGGGACGCUUGAAGUUGCUCUUCAGUGGCGACGGGAUUUCACUUGGUUUCGAACCCAGAGACCCAUUUCACUGUAAGCUCAGAUCGGUUCCAGCCCACAUGGACAGACUCAAGUUUCUUAGUUCUACAAGUAGAUUUUUUUCUUCUUCUUCUUCUUCUUCCUCUUCAUCCGUGAAUAACAAGCUCGGCCAUUUCAAUGCGGAUGCGCGUCUUGGUGAUGACGAGGCUGUGCAUGAUGAUGAUGGUAAUAUUCAUCAUGAUGAUGCUUUUGAGAGAGAUGAUUUGGCUGGUUUUAGAGGGCUGGUCUUGGAUAUCUCCUACAGGCCAGUGAAUGUUGUCUGCUGGAAGCGUGCUAUUUGUUUGGAGUUCAUGGAGAAGGCUGAUGUGCUAGAAUAUUAUGAUCAGACAGUAAAUUCCCCCAGUGGAUCCUUCUACAUACCAGCUGUCUUGAGGGUUCCCCAUUUACUGCAGGUUAUAAAGAGAAGAAGAAUCAAGAGCAAUCUUAGUCGUAAAAACAUACUAUAUCGGGACAAUUACACUUGUCAGUAUUGUUCUUCACAUGAAAAUUUAACCAUUGACCAUGUUUUGCCGGCUGCACGUGGUGGACAAUGGAAAUGGGAAAAUCUGGUUACUGCUUGUGCCAAAUGCAACUCAAAGAAGGGUCAAAAGACUUCAGAGGAAGCAAAUAUGAAGCUGAUUAACAUUCCAAAGGCGCCAAAAGACUAUGACAUACUUGCCAUACCACUAACAAGCGCAGCGAUAAAGAUGCUGAAAAUGAGAAAGGGGACGCCUGAAGAAUGGCGUCAAUAUCUGUCACAGCCGUCUUCAGAGCCAUGAGGCAUUUUUUUCAACUCAAAAUAUGUUUCAUCUGGCAUAAUAGUUAUGCGAUCAAGGCUGGUGAGAUAGGAUAUAUCCAUCAAAUGCUUACGUUUGAGGUUAAAUUACUUUGAAUGAGGCCUGAUGGUUAACAGUUGAUAUGGAUAUUUUUGGAGCAGUGAGGAUUUAUUCUCUGCUUCAUAGAGAAGAAUAUCAUUGAAAAGGAUUUGUCUACCCGUUGAAUGAGAGGGCUUGGGAAUUCGAAACUUGCAUACAUGUCCUUGAUGCUUUACAUUGUAAACUGGCCCGGAGAGCAUUGACUUCAAUCUCUCCAUGGUCAGUUGUUUUUACAACAGAAAUACAUGAGAAAUUCCUCUUUACUUUUAUGGAAA
Messenger RNA from Juglans microcarpa x Juglans regia, 1461 nucleotides. RefSeq lists its product as uncharacterized. NCBI's taxonomy places the organism in Eukaryota, Viridiplantae, Streptophyta, Magnoliopsida, Fagales, Juglandaceae. The coding region runs from base 236 to 1090 and encodes 284 amino acids. The record is from RefSeq and is a predicted model, not a curated record. The transcript has 8 exons.